AACUUAAUCCCUCUUUUAAACUCACCUAAAAUCUUUGUAAUUAAACCUUUUUGUUAACUACAGGUAAUGACAGUAGGUUUUAGGGAUUUGCUCUUUACAAAAGUUUCCCUUAACGACUAAGCCUUAAAUUAGUUAGUUAAUAAGCCGUCUCACUCGCUUUUAAGUUUUAAUUACGCGCGUGUUUCGUAAUCUCCCUAAUCAGGAAAACAAAAUCAUCUCAAGAAUCCAAAGUUUUAUGGCAAAAAUAUAAAAACCAAUCUUUCUUCUUCUUCUUCUUCGUCUUCCUCUUUCCUUAUCUCUCCAUCUCUGUGGAGAGAGACAAAACUUCAAAAAGGAACAUUCUUUGGGAAAUCUUUACUUAUUCAUCUCUUGCAAGCACAAUGCUAUAUCAUUAGCCCUAUAUGAUAUAAAAGCUUCAAUCUUUUCUUUGAUUUCAAAAACGCGUUUCUUUAGUAAUAAUGCCGACGCGUUUUUCUUUAAACGCGUUCUUGACGGUGUUCUGUUUGAUUGUUCUGUUACCGUUCGCCGUUGGAAUACGGUUGAUUCCGGGAAGGAUAACGGCCGUCGGUGGUUGUAACGGAGGAGGAGGUAUUAAUGAUGGGUUUAGUAAACUUGGUCCGUUCAUGGAAGCUCCCGAGUACAGAAACGGCAAGGAGUGUGCGUCGUCUUCUGUGAACAGAGACAACUUCGUGUCGUCUUCUUCUUCUAAUGAUCCUUCGCUUGUUCACGUAGCUAUGACUUUGGACUCUGAGUAUCUCCGUGGAUCGAUCGCGGCCGUUCAUUCCGUUCUCCGCCACGCGUCUUGUCCCGAGAACGUCUUCUUCCACUUCAUCGCGGCUGAGUUUGACUCGGCGAGUCCUCGUGUUCUGAGUCAACUCGUGAGGUCGACGUUCCCGUCGCUCAACUUUAAAGUCUACAUUUUUAGGGAGGAUACUGUGAUCAAUCUCAUCUCUUCGUCGAUUAGACAAGCUUUGGAGAAUCCGUUGAACUACGCUCGGAACUAUCUCGGAGAUAUUCUUGAUCGGAGCGUGGAACGAGUCAUCUAUCUUGACUCGGAUGUUAUAACUGUCGAUGAUAUCACCAAGCUUUGGAACACGGUUUUGACCGGGUCACGGGUCAUCGGAGCUCCGGAGUAUUGUCACGCCAACUUCACUCAGUAUUUCACUUCCGGGUUCUGGUCAGACCCGGCUUUACCGGGUCUAAUCUCGGGUGAAAAGCCUUGCUACUUCAACACGGGAGUGAUGGUGAUGGAUCUUGUUAGAUGGAGACAAGGGAACUACAGAGAGAAGCUAGAGCAGUGGAUGCAGUUGCAGAAGAAGAAGAGAAUCUACGACCUUGGAUCUUUACCACCGUUUCUUUUGGUCUUUGCGGGUAAUGUUGAAGCGAUUGAUCAUAGAUGGAACCAGCAUGGUUUAGGAGGGGACAACAUACGAGGAAGCUGUCGGUCUCUGCAUCCUGGUCCUGUGAGCUUGUUGCAUUGGAGUGGUAAAGGGAAACCAUGGGUGAGACUUGAUGAGAAGAGGGCUUGUCCGUUGGAUCAUCUUUGGGAGCCGUAUGAUUUGUAUAAGCAUAAGAUUGAGAGAGCUAAGGAUCAGUCUUUGCUGCUUGGGUUUGCUUCUUUGUCGGAGUUGACUGAUGAUUCAAGCUUCUUGUGAGGGUUAAAAAACAAAAAAAAGUUACAUUCUUUUUUUUUUCAUAUCUUCUGUCGUCGUAUUACAGAGUUUACAAAAUACCAUUGUUCAGGUGAGUGAUUCUUUGAUUUUCUGGUGUACAAAAACGAUUUAGUGAGGGAGGGGGGAGAGAGAUAUAGAACCCUUUUUUUUGUUGAGAAUUCUUUUGUCAUGUUGGUACUCUUUGUUUUCAAUCUUGUCUUCUUAAUAAAAACCUCAUCUUGGAAGUGCA
Molecule: messenger RNA, 1902 nt
Organism: Camelina sativa (false flax)
Lineage: Eukaryota; Viridiplantae; Streptophyta; Magnoliopsida; Brassicales; Brassicaceae
Product: putative galacturonosyltransferase-like 8
Cellular component (GO): Golgi apparatus
Molecular function (GO): glycosyltransferase activity
Source: RefSeq, a predicted model, not a curated record